CCGUCGUACCGCCUCUAUACCCCUGUACUGCGGGUUUAGCUCCUCAUACCCUGGGGUUUUCACCUCAUCCGCGCUUUGCGGGAAAAACCCGAACAGGGCUAGUCUACUCUUCGGAAUUCUACGGAGAACAGCGAACAUUUUCGCUCAUCUGAGGGCUCUUGUUGCGACAAUCACAAUAUUUUCAGACGGCUUUUCACUCGGAAGAGCGAGUUUACGGUAAAAUGAGGUUAUGAUCGCUCCCCACAGUCUGACUGACUUGGUCUGACUGUUCGUGACACUCAUCGCUUGUGAGGAUUAGGUUAUGUUGACAGUGAAAUACAAAUGGAGAAAUUUUCAUUGUGCAGUGGAGUCAAAGUAUUCAACGCUCGCCGGUAUCAGACGUUGCAUUGAUGACAUUAUUCCCUGUUCAACGAACGUCAAGAUCCACUCUGACUGAUUAAUGAAAAAUAAUUGAUCCUAAGUAAUUAGCAAGAAAAAAAUUGAUACAAAGUAAUUAGUAAGAAUGUCGUCGAUGGUAGAGUCCAAUCAUGAAGACAAAUGCGACGAGAGUGGGAGGAAUAAAUUGAAAAUUUGCUGUCAAUUUUGCCCCUCAGUCAUAUUGAGCCCAGCAGCGGGAACUUUUCUCGUUCAUGAGUUCGAUCUCCCACAUAUGCGCAGCAAGGGCGACGAGGGGGAGGAGAAAGUCGAGAAAUUGAAGGAUUACUGGCUGAUCGAGGACAUGUACAUGUUUGAGAACGUCAGUGUCACAAAGACAGUGGGAAAUGUGAAGUAUCUAGCUUGUGCUGACUGUGAGAUAGGCCCCAUUGGGUAUGUGGACCAGUCUACGAAAAUGUUUUACGUUGCAUUGUCCAGAGUCAUUUAUAAGGAUAAGUCGUAGUGGUAGGGAGGCAUUCCUUUAAUGAAAUUUCUCAUUUUUUGUAA
Messenger RNA from Diachasma alloeum, 921 nucleotides. RefSeq names its product guanine nucleotide exchange factor MSS4 homolog (gene strat). Gene Ontology annotation, molecular function: zinc ion binding; guanyl-nucleotide exchange factor activity. The coding region runs from base 503 to 877 and encodes 124 amino acids. NCBI's taxonomy places the organism in Eukaryota, Metazoa, Arthropoda, Insecta, Hymenoptera, Braconidae. Gene Ontology annotation, biological process: small GTPase-mediated signal transduction; post-Golgi vesicle-mediated transport. Gene Ontology annotation, cellular component: cytosol; membrane. The record is from RefSeq and is a predicted model, not a curated record. The transcript is spliced from 3 exons.